Molecule: messenger RNA, 2229 nt
Organism: Symbiodinium necroappetens
Lineage: Eukaryota; Dinophyceae; Suessiales; Symbiodiniaceae
Source: the annotation of a GenBank genome assembly
AUGCCAAGGCCACGGGAGAAGCUCGGUUGGUGGUCCUGGCUGCAGGGGUUGCGGACGAGGUACAGCAAGGUGCCCAACACCGUGACGGUGGACCAAUAUGUCCAGACAGGCGUUGUCACAGAGCGACCCAGGUGGUCUCCGUCUCGGGUGCUUCGACGGCCUCCGACUUCCUUAGAAGGAGAUUCUGCGAGCAAUGUGGACUUCAGAUCCCCAGAAUACCGUGCCCGGGUGACCGCAGCCAAGAUGAUGGGCACCCUGAAAGCGAAGGAGCCCUCCCAAGUGCACCUGGACCAGUCGCUCUACGGCUCGGCCUUCGUCCUGCCGCAGCUCGCGAGAUCCGCGGGCUGGCCGAAGGAGCUGACGGUGCUGGUGAUCAAGUCCUAUUUCUUGCUGCUUCUCAACUAUGUGGCGCAGUUUGCCAUUCUGUACAUGAUCGCAAAGGAAGAGAUGAUCUGGGAUCUCUUCUCCGGCCAAAUGUUCUUGUGUGACUUUGGUACAGAUUCUCCUUCUUGCCCGGAUGGGCCCAACUGCAUCGGCCCGGGCGGUACCGUCUUCACCUCCAUGAGGUACUACAGCUGGAACCAGUGGGUUUCCCGAACCUUUGCCAGAGACUCCAUGAGGGCGGUUUUCCCUGAGAAGGCUGCUGACAUCGGAAAGUAUGUGGAUCCUGGGGAGUACGGCGUGGAAAGUAAAAAUUGCCGCAUACUCUGCUGCAUGCUCUUUAUUGUCAGCGUGCUGGAUGACGUGAUUGGUACGUUCAACAUGGCCAGAGUUCUGAUAGACGUGCCCACGCGGGCGGACCUCUGGAUAGACUACGAGCCUCCCGGUGAGAGCUGGGCCAGCAAGGACCAUGCCAAGACCAUAGCCGGCAAGACUGAAAUCGACUUUGUGAAGCUGAAGAUCGCAGGAAUGCCCUUGUUCUGGAAGAUCGUGAACAUCGUCAUCAUCCUGCUGCCGAAGAUGAUCCUCUGGAAGGUCACCGCGCAAGCGGGGAUCUGCUUCCUCAUGGAGACCCAAGGCAUCGAGGAUGUGGUGGUCAACGCCGUGGGCCUUUCUUUCAUCCUCCAAAUCGAUGAGCUCCUGUGCUUGGAGCUUAUGCCCUGGUCGGCGGUCCAGAUCCUCCACAAGCUCGAGGUCCACCUUCUCGGGGAGAUCCAGGAAAUUGAAAGCCUGGAUCAUCUGUCGGACGAGGAGCUCUUUGCAAAGAACCAAGAGCAAAUCGACAACUCCUGGAGUGUCAACGACAUCUACGAGAUGAUCCCUGUCAAGAUGGUCGUGGCCAUUGCCAUUGCGUCGACUUUCAUCUACCACUACUACUACUUCCACUGCGUUCGCAACGAGGCUGGUGGCUCUGUCUCGCAUCCCAUGGCUCUGCCGAAGGGCACGGACUUGCCGCUGCUGAGCGCCUAUCUGCUGGAGUUUGUGGGUUUCGAGCACGAGGAUUCUGAGUUCUGGACGAUGCCCUCCGCGGCGAGGGCCAACAAAAUCGAAACAAUGGACGAGCAAAUGGCUUACGCCAUGGCGGAGUUCGGAGACUACGGCGAGUGCUUCGUCGCAGAGGAGCCAGAGGUCAGGACGAUCUCCAUGGAGGAGGUGGCGAAGCACAGCUCGCCGGAAGACUGCUGGGUCGUGCUCUAUGGACGGGUCUAUGACCUGACGAAGUUUGCACUGGGGCACGUGGGGGGCAGCAAGCUGAUCACCGACCUGGCGGGGAAGGAUGGCACCAACGUCUUCGAAGCCUCUCACGGCGAAAACGUGCUGAACAGCAUCCGCGGCGAGUGCUGCGUUGGCGAGGUGGAUGCAAGCACUGUCUUGGAAGAGCAUCGCGUGACGGCGACGCUGCGUGCGCGUAGCCACCUCCGGGAAACCGGCGUGAUGACGCGCCGUGCCGCGCCCGACAGCGACGGCACCAAGGCCACAGCGCGGACAGGUCCAAAGCUGGCUUUCCGCUUGGUGGACCGCGGCAAGGGUGCCGGGCUCGGACGUGCCAAGGCCGGGUGCGCCGGCGAGGAAGCGGCGGACGACGAGCAGCUGCGGAACCGACGAAGCUUCACCGUGGAGGAGCUGGCAGCUCUGGCUGCGCUGGCAGGUACGGGACUACAGGCCACGAAGGCGGCAGCCGCUGAUGGCCUGGGCAUUGCUGCAGCAUUGCGCGGGAACCCAGUGCAGCGUCUACCGCACUUGCUUAGGACUUUUCUGAGAGGCUGCCUUUUUCACCUGCGUGCGUGA